AUGAGUCUCGUCAAGGCAGAAGCGACAGCAGAAAGUGCUCGGAUAGCAGCCCCGGCAGCUCGACCUGCUGCCAGCGCAGCGUCUGCUGCUGCUGCUGCUGAGCCCUCUGCGCUGGCAGAGGCACACAGGAGCAGCAGCGGGAGCAUGCCUGACAACAAUACAACCACCACCUCUACCAGCAGCUUCAGCGCGUCUUGUGCAGCCUCCGAGGCUGCGGCAGCAAGCGAUCCUGCAGGCAACGCACUGCUUACCGUGGUCAAGAAAGACAUUCCUAAAGACCGUAACACCAAGAAAAACCGUACUCAACAGCAGCAGCCUCAACAGCAGCAGCCUCAACAACAGCAGCCUCAACAACAGCAGCAACAACAAAAACACCAGCAGCCUCAACAACAACAGCAGCUGCUGAAACAGUGUGUGCCCCUCGGGUGCCUUCCGCCGAUGCAGCCUUUCGAAGACGAGGCGCAGCAGGUCGUCUGCCGCAGUCUUUCCUCCUUCUCGCUUUCUGGAGAGAGCAGUAACACGAGUGCUAGUAGCCCCCUGCAGCAGCGCGGACUAGCGGGCUUGCGCACUGCUGUAGGCACCGCACAGCCGUUGCCAGCAACGACGACAUCAUCAUCAGCUGCUGCUGCUGCUGCCAUUGCGUGCUCCUCGCCUGCCUUCCCCAAGAGCAGCGCGGUCAGCUCGCUGCCGCACAUUCCUGCCAAGACUGACGAUCCAGCGCUGCACAUACACCCCCUACAGCAGCAGCAGCAGCAGCAGCAGCAGCAAAUGCUGCUCCUGGGGUCACCCUCUCUCCCGGAAGCUCUGCAGCAGCAGCAGCAGCAACAGAGGCGCCCGGGGGGGCGUGUAUUCGUGGGAAAUAUACCCCCAGGCAUAUCGCGCCAUGUGCUGCUGGCGGCUGCAACAGCAGCAGGCCCUGUCGGUACACUCGAUUACCAGCCGCAGUCAGGGCUUUGGGCAUUUGCGUAUAUUGGAUUCGAGACUGCAGACGCUGCAGACCGCGCUGUACAGCAUUUCCACGGGAGAAGAAUAUUUUCGCCGGCUCCCCCGCAUGCGCUAGUGGCUUGCAGGGCAGCCGAAGACUUCCCUCUAACGCGAAUGCCACUCACGCGCAUGGAGCUUUUCUGCAUCAACGGAGAAGGCCCCCCAGCUGCAGGCGCCAGCACCAGCAGCAGCAGCUCCUCGGGUGCUCUGAUGCUUUCAACUGCUACCGAGGACGAAGACAAGGGAAGAAGCAGAUGCAGCACAAGCAAGAGCAUAAGCAGUGGAGGCACCUCCCCCGGACCUAACCGGGCGCUGCUGCAGCAGGAGCUGCAGGAGCGACUGCAGCAGGUACAGAGGCACCGCAAGCAGCAGCAACAGCUCUUGCAGCAUCAACGCGUGAUUCGCUCUCUCACCAAGGGGGGCAACACGGAGGGGCUGGUGGUCCUUAAAGGCGGCAUCUGCGUCAUCGAUGCGCAGGCAGUUGCAGAACAAACGAGGAAAACGUCAUUCGUCCUUCUUAAGGAUGGACCUCCCGGGGCAAAUCUUUUCCUUUAUGGCAUCCCGGCUCGCUGGAAAGAGCUGGAGUUGAUGCGUCUAGUAGGGCCUUUUGGACACGUUGUUGGCAUCCGUGUGCCGUUUGCUGCGCCCGAUAAGAAUGUUUCGGCAAGCAGUGGUGGGGGUAGCGGGUGUCAGCUGAUGAGUUGCAGUGAGAGCCGUCUGUUGGCGCAGAGCUGCACGUACAGCAGAGGGUUUGCAUUUGCCUCUUUUGACGGCACUGACGCCGCGCUCGCCGCUUUUAGAGCCCUAGCUGACAAGGUCGUUGAAGGGAGGAAGCUGCGGAUACAGCUGAAGAACGGAGAGGAGCAUCUGCUGCCUUCAUCCCUUCAGCACCUUGCUGUCCGAUCUCCAGCCGCGGCAGCUGCAGCUGCAGCUGCAGCUGCAUGUACAAGCGGCAACAACAUGUCUGCUACACAUGGGGUGUUUGCCGCGGCUGCUGCUGCUGCAGCUGCUGCUGUGGGCAGACAGACUGCAUUGCGCGAUGAACAGUGGACACAGGGGCCGAUGUCGGCGGCUGCUGCUGCCGCUGCUGCAGCAGCGCUUGCUGCUGCUGGUAGAGACCCCUCUGUUGCCCUUAUGCUGCUGCUGCAGCAACAGGAGCAGCAGCAGCAGCAGAGCAGCAACUCUCCCGAGGCGGAGGCAGCAGCAGCGGCUUUACAGCCGUUCGCGCCACAGUCCGACUCGUGGGGGGGGUUGUCUUCCAUUGACCGCUUGCAGCAGCAUCAACACCAACAGCAGCAACAGCAGUACGUGCCAGCGCUCCCUUCAAGUGAAAGCCUCAGCAGCUCGCUCGCGAUUACCACAUCGGAUCUUCUCCAAAGUCUCAGCCCCCCUUCUAGCUCAGGAUACAUCUCGAGCGGCUUGGAGCAGCGGCAGCUGCAGCAGGACCAUGUGCAGCGGCAAGAGCAGCUCCUGCAGCAAGAAAUUCUGCAGCAGCAAGGGCACAUGCUGCAGCAGGAGCAGCAGCUGUUGCACCACGGGCAGCUGCAGUUGCAGCAACAGUUGCAGCAACAACAGCAACAGUUGCAGCAUGGAUGUGAACACUUUACGGGAGCCUCUAGCUUCCUUCGCUCGGAGGCAACGCCUGAUUCGGCUGGUGCAAGGGCACCUUCGGCAGUUCGGCGUGUUAGAAGAAACUAUAUCGAGCAGCAGCAGCAGCAAGCGGAUCGGCAUCAGCAGACGCAGCAGCUGGAGCUGGAGGCUUCUGAAGACUAUCUGCGGAUGUCUGCCUUGUCUAUGCGAAACGCAUCGGAGGGUCUUGUGUCGCUCGCUGCGUUGACUGUGCCCUCUGCUGCAGCAUCUGUUGGCGCGCACACCUCCAGAGGUUUCUCGGCUGCUGCCACGUCCACGCCAUCAACUACGUGCUCUGUUGGUUCGUCCUCGGGUGUUGGCAGUCACGCAUCGACUAAGCAACAGCUGCAGCACUUGCAGCAACAACAUGUGCAGCAGCAACAGGUGCAGCAACAACAGGUGCAGCAGCCCUUGCAGCAGCAGCAAGGGGAGCACUGGAUGAUGCAGGAAAUGCUCCGCAUGCAGAAGGAGAUCGAGGCGCUCAAGGCGGAGCUCCGCUUGAAGGACGAGGAUUCCCAUGACGGCAACAUGUGCAGCAGCAGCAAAAGCCAUGGCGUAUGUGAAGAGCUGGCAGUCGAUAGAAAGGGGCACAAACACCUCACGAGCAGCACCAGGGGGCAUGGCGAUUUUUCCGGGGGCACCCCUACUGCCUCGCAGGCGUCCAGCAGCAACACCAACGGCAGAGAUCCACACGGCCGCUUAACAUCCGCAGCCGUAGUAGCCGCCGCAGCUGCAGCUGCCGCGUCUGCAGCGGGGGAGACUCUCAAGGGAGGGAAGGGAACUCCCAAGUCAUCAAGGGCUGUCACCCUGCAGCGUUGCAGCCGUGUUACACGCAGCAGCGGCAGCAACGGCGGCAACAACAGCAGCAGUGUCAGUGGCGUCCCCUUGGUGCAGAACGGUAAUAAUGCGACAUCGCUCGUCGGACUCACUUCAGACACCCCAACGGAGGUAAACUCGCCUUUCUUUUCCUGCGCUCCGCGCGUUUGCUCUCAUCUUUUCUUCUGUUGGAGCGGCGGCAGCACUGCAGGCGCUUUCGAUGCAGACUUUUUCGCAUUGCAAGUGUCGCCGUGCUUGCGUGUUUUGUGCAGUCGUCGCGGCCAGUGCCGACAGUACCGAGGGCUCAGAGCCUUGCUGCGUGCAAUGUGUGCUGCCUCUCCGGUUUUUCCCUUUGAGAAAGCAGCGGCGGAGAGAAGCGCAGCAGCAGCAUGCAGUGCGCCGUUUUUUUCUGCAACCUUGUUUGUUUCCUUCCCCAAGCCGUUGGGAAGACGUCGCUGCGCAGGCAGCACUGGAGGUAGAAGCAGCAGCGUACAAGUUGUAGCGCAUGUAGCGAGCGUUUCAGCUGCUCCACCAGUCAGAGGGGCAGGUGCAUGGGCUUGA
Cyclospora cayetanensis is the source of this 3990-nucleotide messenger RNA. Its product is annotated as polyglutamine-repeat protein pqn-41. Gene Ontology annotation, molecular function: mRNA binding. Gene Ontology annotation, cellular component: nucleus; cytoplasm; ribonucleoprotein complex. The transcript is spliced from 8 exons. Bases 1 to 3990 code for a protein of 1329 amino acids. Lineage: Eukaryota; Apicomplexa; Conoidasida; Eucoccidiorida; Eimeriidae. The record is from RefSeq and is a predicted model, not a curated record.